Ilyonectria robusta is the source of this 1647-nucleotide messenger RNA. RefSeq names its product glycoside hydrolase superfamily. The coding region runs from base 167 to 1504 and encodes 445 amino acids. Gene Ontology annotation, biological process: glucan catabolic process. Lineage: Eukaryota; Fungi; Ascomycota; Sordariomycetes; Hypocreales; Nectriaceae. The record is from RefSeq and is a predicted model, not a curated record. Gene Ontology annotation, molecular function: hydrolase activity, hydrolyzing O-glycosyl compounds. The transcript has 5 exons.
CGCCGCCAGCGCCUGCUGACCAAGGGAGAGGAGAAGAGGGUCUUGAUUUCCCUCACUGCUCGCACAUUGUUGCAAUUCUUUUUUCCUCUUCUUGCUCGUAUUUGUUCCGAAAAGCCCGCUGUGUGCGCACUGUCACUCGUUCCAGUCGUUCCAGCCGUUCCUAAUCAUGCAUACCCGCGCAAGUCUUUUCGCCGGCCUGGCUCUUGUGUCCAGCGCCUUGGGCAGAGUGAAAUACGUGGGCGUCGCCAUUCCUGGCUUUGACUUUGGCUGUGACAUUGAUGGCAGCUGUCCGCUGAAUGACAUCGUCAACCCCCCUUUGCCUGAGCUCGGGGGAGGCGACGGCCCGGCACAGAUGAAGCAUUUUGUCGAGAAUGACGGCUUCAAUGUUUUCCGUCUUCCCACUUCGUGGCAGUACAUCGUCAACAGCGUCCUCGGCGACCUGGAUGCGAACAACUUUGGCUAUUACGACAAACUCAUGCAAGCCUGUCUCGGCACGGGCGCCUACUGCAUGAUUGAUCUGCACAACUUUGCGCGAUUUGACGACGGCAUCAUCGGUCAGGGAGGACCUUCAAACGAGGUCUACGCCGAUCUCUGGACCCAACUCGCCCACAAGUAUGCCAAAGAGGACAGGGUCAUCUUCGGCCUCAUGAACGAGCCCCACGACCUGGACAUCAACCUCUGGGCAGACUCCUGCCAGGCGGCCGUCACCGCCAUCCGAAAGGCCGGCGCCAAGGACCAGAUGAUUCUUCUCCCCGGCACCAACUUUGCGAGUGCCGAGACCUUCGUGUCGACCGGUAGUGCCGAUGCCCUCGGCGCUGUUUCGAACCCUGACGGCAGCAAGGACGGCCUUUACCUGGAUCUCCACAAGUACUUGGAUGAGAAUAACUCAGGAACCUUUACCCAAUGCACGACGGAUAACGUGGCGGGUUUCACAACCAUUGCUACGUGGUUGAGGAAGAACAAGCGCAAGGCCAUGAUCUCGGAAUCGGGAGCAUCCAUGGACCCUUCGUGUAUGGAGAAGUUCUGCACCCAGAACAAGUUCAUCGCCGACAACUCCGACGUGUUCGAGGGCUUUGUCGCCUGGGGAGCCGGCAGCUUCGGCUUCGACUACGUCUUGACCCUCACGCCAUCGGGCUCACCUGGCGAUUACACCGACAACAAACUGAUGAAGCAGUGCGUCAUCGCUCCCUUCCUCAAGGACGCGCCCAAGGAGACUUCGACCUCGGCCAAGGCGACUCGCACCAAGACCUCGCAAUCCAAGACAUCGGAAGCGACCUCGUCAGCCACUCAUAAAUCGGCCGAGUCUACCCAGCGGGUGUUCAAGGAGGAGACGAGCGCUGCGGCGCCGUCCUCGACUGCAACCGAGCCCCCCACGAGCAAUGCGGCUACGUCAGACAACAGUUCAAAAGACGACAAGUCGGCUGGUGCUCGAACCCAGGUUGUCACGGGCGGCCUUCUGUUCGCAGCGAUUGCGCUAUUUCACACCGGGCUGCGCUUCUUUUAAUCGACCUGAACAUACUUUUAGAAGCUAGACGGAGCAUAUUACACUAAUUUACGUAGACAAAUUAUAGAAUAAUACAUACAUGACGCAGCAGGCCAGCAUUUGUAUUACGGUCAAAUAUUAUCUCUUUCUAUCGGGGCUGCGAG